CCCUCUCCAGCCUGCGGCACCCCGGUCGAUGACAGACCAGUGUCACUGGCGCGCUUCAGAACCUUGCUGACUUCAUCUCCGGCCUCAAUUUCUCGCCAGAAUUGGUCUUUUUUCUCCCCUUCGUCCUUUUUCCGCUCGCUCGCUCGCUCGUUUGACUUGGCCGUUUGCCGUGGAGGUCGCGCAGCCUCGUGUCGCAACACGUUGCACUUCUGGUGGCCGCUCCAAUUCGCCACAUCUCUACUCGGCGCUUGCUCCUUUCGGAUCAAGAUCCCACCCGGGCGCCCGGCCGGGCUGUGCUGAACAAAACCGAUACUUCGGGCGUCACUUGCCAUCGCUUUGUUAACCGGCGACCACUCUACGACGUUGUGAUUCUUUGGUUUUCGCACCGACGACUCGCGACAAUGCCUUGUGGAAUCGGGGGUUCCAAGACAGUCCAGCGCAAGCUUGUUCUCCUAGGGGACGGUGCUUGCGGAAAGACCUCGUUGCUCAACGUCUUCACUCGAGGCUAUUUCCCCACCGUUUACGAACCGACAGUCUUCGAAAACUACGUCCACGAUAUCUUUGUUGACAACGUCCAUAUCGAGCUGUCACUAUGGGAUACAGCAGGACAGGAGGAGUUCGACAGGUUACGGAGUCUGUCAUAUGACGACACGGACCUGAUCAUGCUCUGCUACUCGGUGGAUAGCAAAGACUCGCUCGAAAACGUCGAGAGCAAGUGGGUGGGCGAGAUUGCCGACAACUGCCCGGGAGUUAAGCUUGUUCUGGUGGCGCUGAAGUGCGACCUGCGGGAGGCGGCCGAGGAAGACGACGGGCCGGGCGAGGACGGAAACCCGCGGGAGAAGAAGCCGAUGAUCAACUACGACCAAGGGCUUGAAGUCGCUCGCCGCAUCCACGCUCUCCGGUAUCUCGAGUGCUCCGCCAUGCGAAAUCGGGGAGUCAACGAGGCCUUCACAGAAGCCGCCCGUGUCGCGCUUUCGGUGAAGAAGGAAAGCGACGAAUCCAAGUGUACUGUCAUGUGAGUGGGACAGAAGUUUGUUUUUGACGACUCUCGAUACCCAGUCCGAAGCGCCUCAGACCUCAUGACGCAUGCGAACCUGCCGAUGGAUGAUGCCCUCAUUCGGGAGUCGGACACCGAUGGGGGUUCAAUUGUCGGACUCGCUCUAAGCUUGGGCAUUCCGCGACAUUGGCAAGAUGCUACCUCUGUUGUCAUGCUUUAUUAGUUCUUUUUCCGUUCCCCACCGGG
Molecule: messenger RNA, 1243 nt
Organism: Thermothelomyces thermophilus ATCC 42464
Lineage: Eukaryota; Fungi; Ascomycota; Sordariomycetes; Sordariales; Chaetomiaceae
Exons: 6
Coding region: 402-1019 (205 amino acids)
Biological process (GO): small GTPase-mediated signal transduction
Molecular function (GO): GTPase activity; GTP binding
Source: RefSeq, a predicted model, not a curated record